Messenger RNA from Phalaenopsis equestris, 1071 nucleotides. RefSeq names its product dof zinc finger protein DOF3.7-like. Gene Ontology annotation, molecular function: DNA binding; DNA-binding transcription factor activity. Bases 173 to 1018 code for a protein of 281 amino acids. The record is from RefSeq and is a predicted model, not a curated record. The transcript has 2 exons. Lineage: Eukaryota; Viridiplantae; Streptophyta; Magnoliopsida; Asparagales; Orchidaceae. Gene Ontology annotation, biological process: regulation of DNA-templated transcription.
AAACAAUCUCUCUCUCUCUCUCUCUCUCUUUCUCUCUCUCUCUACCUCUGUGUGAGAUAUGCGCGAACAAGUAUUCCCCACUAAAACCAAGGAGUGACAUUCCUUGCAGCAGCUAGCAAGAUUUAAUAAUAGAUCUGCUCCUGUAUUACACAACUCUCGAAAGUCCCUCUGCAUGGAUGCUGCUCAAUGGACUCCGCAGGGAAUAGGAGUUGUGAAUGAAGUAGAGAUCAGCAGCACAAGGGAGCCACAAGUCCAAGCUGAGAAGAGAGUCAGGCCUUACAAAGAGCAAUCCCUACACUGUCCCAGAUGCAAUUCAACAAACACAAAGUUUUGUUAUUACAACAAUUACAGCCUCACCCAGCCAAGAUAUUUCUGCAAAACUUGUAGGAGGUAUUGGACUGAGGGUGGAUCCUUAAGAAAUGUGCCGGUGGGUGGUGGCUCGAGGAAGAAUAAAAGAUCUUCAACUUCUUCUUUGGCUAAUUCAUCAUCUCUAACCAGUACUACAACGACAACAUCAUUGGUUUAUUCUUCUUCAACAAAUCCUCAGCCUGCUGAUGAACAUAUUCCCACUGUUCAAAUCCCUCUUGCAAACUCAAAACUUUUCCAAGUAUCGGGUCAAGAUCUCAACCUUUCUUUUCCAAACCAAACCAUGGCUCAUCAUGAUCAGUUUGGUUCUAUCUCUGCUCUGGAGCUUCUGCGCAGUGGGAUCUCUGCAAGAGGAUUCACAUCAUUCACAGCAGCUCAAGGAUCUUCAUUUGAAGCUAGGUUUGGGUUUCAGGAGCUCAUGAGGCAAUCAAAUAUGAAGCUUCCAUUUGAUCAUCAUGGUGGGUUUAGUGGAAGCAUGCAUCAAACGCAGGAAUCAGGAUCUGGCAGGGCACUCUUUCCUUUUGAGGAUUUGAAGCAAGUACAUGCUGGCAAUGGAGGUCAUGAAGGAGAGGAGAAUGGAGUUGUGCAGCCAGAAACGGAAUCAGGUUUGUUUUGGAAUGGAGGGAAUGGACGUGGAGGAGGAACAUGGUAAUUAGAGAAUGAAACAUGAUGAGAACAUGUUGUUUGCUUUGUUUUGUAGUAAUG